AUGACUCGACGUAAUUACGACAGUAGUUACUCAUCUUUUGAUCGUCACGAGCAGAGAGACUAUCGUUCGGAUUCCAAACGAUCCUGUUCCCGUCGCGAUGAAGAAGAAAUGUACGUUCCGGAUACAGUUGUUGGGAAGAUCAUCGGUCGAGGCGGUGCCAAAAUCCGCGAAUUGCAAGACGAAACGAAAUGCCGUCUCAAUAUAGAUCGGGAUCGUUCGAAUCGUAAUGGAGAAGUGUUGGUGAGAAUCGUGGGAGAUGAACAUGAUCGGAGGAAGGCAGUGGCGAAAAUUGAGGAGAUUAUCGAAGAAAGUGCUCCGAAGCCGCCGCCUGUCGCGGAUUCCGAUGAUGGCGAAGACGUGAAGAUUGACUGGGGAAGAAUUGCCGUGGAAGAGAAGAUUUAUGAGAAGAAGCGUUGGGCUGGGAAGUCGGAAGUGUUGAAGAUGUUCUACGUGGAGGCGGAGUCGGUGGCCAGUGCGAGUAAGGAGUCGGUAACUGAUUCUGAGCAAAAGGAAACCGAAGAAGCGCCGAACCCAGUACGCACAUUUGAAGAUGCGUUUGCAUCUUAUCCGGAAGUAUUGGAGCAGAUUCGAAAGCAAGGCUUCCUCAAACCUUCCCCCAUUCAGUGUCAAGCUUGGCCCGUUUUAUUGUCGGGUCGAGACAUGAUAGGAGUUGCUCAAACGGGAACUGGGAAAACAUUGGCAUUCCUUCUUCCUGCAUUGAUUCAUAUAGAAGGCCAGUCUACUCCCCGAAGUCAGCGAGUUGGUCCCUCAGCCAUCGUCAUUGCACCAACUCGAGAACUCGCCAUUCAGAUAGAUUCAGAAGUUCAAAAGUAUUCGUACCGCAAUAUCAAGAGCGCGGUCGUCAUUGGUGGAACAGCGAGAUACAAUCAAGUGGAAAAUCUCGCAGGGGUCGAACUUUUGAUUGCGACCCCGGGAAGACUGUGUGACUUGGUGUUCACCGAACGGGGACCGAAUCUCGACAUAACGAACGUGACCUACUUGGUGUUGGACGAGGCUGACCGAAUGCUCGACAUGGGUUUCGAAGGGGAAAUCCGGAAGGUGUUUUUGAACGUGAGGCCUGACAAGCAGAUGGUCAUGACGAGUGCAACUUGGCCUCAGGGCGUUCGGCGGUUGGCCAGCUCUUAUAUGAAGAACCCUUUGAUGGUUUACAUUGGGUCACUCGAUCUUCACGCCUGUUUCACUGUCGAACAAAAAAUCACUAUCGUCGAAGAAGAUGAGAAGGAGGAUUUUCUGAAUGACUUUCUGAACGAGCGUUCCCGCACGGACAAGACAAUCGUGUUUUUCGGGCGUAAGAAUACAGUGAACCACAUGGCGUCGAACGUGGCGCUUCGUGGUGUCCCGAUCCGGGUUCUACACAGUGGUCAUUCCCAGGAGGACCGGGAAUCCGCUCUGAAAUCUUUUCGGUGUGGGGAAGAACGGAUCUUGUUUGCCACGGACCUGGCUUCACGAGGGAUUGACGUGGUGGACAUUACACACGUGCUCAACUUUGACUUCCCCAAGGACAUUGAAGAAUACGUGCAUAGAGUUGGAAGGACCGGAAGAGCUGGACGCACUGGCUGUGCCAUGACAUUUAUGACUCGCCGGGACUGGCGUCAUGCCAAAGAGCUCAUAAAGAUCCUCGAGAGCGCUGAGCAAGAAGUACCCAAAGGUCUCCUUGAGAUGGCGGAACGAUUUGAGAAAAUGCAGGAUCGAAAUCAGCGUGAAGGUGGAAGGUUCGGGGGUGGCAGAGGCCGGGGCCGUGGUUGGGGUGGCGGGAACGGCCACCGAAAUUCCCGAUAUUGAUCAUCAAUAUUCGGAUUUCAUUAACUUUGUGAAUCCGGACCAAACAAUUUUUGGUUUCUGCGGGUUUGCAGCAUGACAAUUGCGAGAGUUGCGUUUUCUUUGUUUCAAUGAGAGGAUUGAUGUUGUGAUAAGUUUUUGAAGUGCAUUUCAACUUUCAUCGUGGAAAUACGCUGUCUUUUCACGCUGAUCUCACUUAGACAAAGACCCGCGAAAGCGGUGGUAUUCUAUUUUCAUUUUUGGGCUCUGCGAAUCAUGUUCAGGCCUUUGUGAAUUAGGAUGAUUUCUGGCUACACAUUUUGAGCAAGUUUUUCGACUGUCUAACACGAUAACCAGUUUAAUUUUUAACCAUUCGUGAACCCAAAAGUGGAAGGUGAUUCACGCCGAUGCUUUACUAAAUUUUGAACACUCAACUGUGCAAUUGGGGGAAAAAGAGAAGGUUAGGGAAGAACUGAUUAUUCCACCACCCUUAGACACUGUUCAAAUAUGCGUUCAAAAGUCACAGAAGGAUUCACUUUUCGUGAUUUUUAUUUUUGGCCCACGUGUGAGAUGUAUUUCCUCAAUUACUCGCUGUUGCAAUUAAUUAAAAUGAAGCAUUUCGCGAAUGUAUUUUCUGGCGGCAUCAUUAUUUUUGCAUUAAUUUUUCGUAAAAAUCAUACUAAUAAUUAACUUGCUGGAGCUGGAUCGCCAGAUAUCAUCUAUUAGAGACGGAUAUUUCCAAAAUGCCUCUCGUAUCCAA
Molecule: messenger RNA, 2539 nt
Organism: Notodromas monacha
Lineage: Eukaryota; Metazoa; Arthropoda; Ostracoda; Podocopida; Cyprididae
Source: the annotation of a GenBank genome assembly